Messenger RNA from Thunnus maccoyii (southern bluefin tuna), 4260 nucleotides. RefSeq names its product HMG box-containing protein 1-like. NCBI's taxonomy places the organism in Eukaryota, Metazoa, Chordata, Actinopteri, Scombriformes, Scombridae. Gene Ontology annotation, biological process: regulation of transcription by RNA polymerase II. Gene Ontology annotation, molecular function: DNA-binding transcription factor activity, RNA polymerase II-specific; RNA binding; RNA polymerase II cis-regulatory region sequence-specific DNA binding. Gene Ontology annotation, cellular component: nucleus. The transcript is spliced from 13 exons. The coding region runs from base 686 to 2197 and encodes 503 amino acids. The record is from RefSeq and is a predicted model, not a curated record.
AAGCGUGUCUGAAACACAGGUGAAGCCCAGACCUUGUGAUCUUUCUCCACUUGGCUGAAACUACCUGUCGUACUAUUUGCACUGGACACAUGACGGCUGAAGGCCAUUUGUCUUCUGCUGCAAAUGUUAACAACAAGCAUACUUACAUUUUUCCUUGUUUUCAGACCUACACGGCGUUAUUUUUAUAGUUGAAUGUGUUUGCAAUCUGUUUUAUCAUUUGACAUCAACACUCAAGUGUGGCAUUACAUACUCUCUACAUGCUUUCAAUCGUUAUAUACUCCAUUUAAAUAUUAUGUCAUGAUCAUUUCUGUUCUUUAAAUUUCUAUUUAAUGAUCUUUCCCCAUUGUGAGAUAGAUGGAUAGUGCUCCAUUGUAUAGUCUCACUGUCUUAUUCUGGCUUUCUAAAUACUGUCGUCAUGUUGAAAAAUACACAAGCUGAUUAUACAAGACACGGACAAGUCAUAAUUGUUACUUGUGAUACUUUUGGUUCAGCCGUCUAUCAUCAGUUUUUUAUUGUUGUGGCGAUGAUAAUGAGGGCAGCAUGUCUGCACUAAACUGACCAAUGAGAACGAGAAUAGCUGUUGAUUGAUAACCGAUUUGGCCAAUAGGAUCACUGGGGAAAAUGCGUUUGUACCAGCCCUGUCUCCCGUACAAGCGUAGGCGACUGUUUUGUGAAUGUGGACAUCAUGGUGUGGGAGGUGGUGACGCCAACUGUGCUGUCGAUUAACCCCAAACGUCACGAGCCCGAGACUCAGCGUGAACACACAGGAGUGAUGAUGGAUGCAGAUGGAGACCAAUCACAUGACCCCCUCCGCUGUGAGGAACACCUCCCCUCCUCCCCUAGCCUCCCCACCAGCGACAGUUACAUGGAAUACGACGACCUCCCAGACCUGCAAGAGGUUCAAGAGGAGGCAGAGCCGACAUCGCCACCUGUCUACCAAGUGGAGAUGGGCGUGUCACACCAGGAGAGACACACACACACUCAAGCACACGGCUCCCAGCCUCCUGACACACACUGGCUGACACAGCUGGCUCACAUCGCCACUGGACCUCAGAGCCCACUGCUGCAGGAGUCCCCUCACAGCAGUUCCUCUUCAGUCUGCAUCUCGAGCACCAGCAGUGAUCUACAUUCCUACGCUCGGCCUCCUCCUCCUCCUCUCUCCAGCAGCACCUUGUCGCCCCCCAGAGGCCGUGGCAGGGAGCGCCCACGCAGCAGGACGAGCAGCGAAUGUGGCUCUGCAGUGUCAACCAGAUCCUCUCUGUCUGAUGAUGAAGACAUGGGCUGGAGCUUCUCCUGUCCACCCACCGCCUGGCACUGUUUUCUCAAAGGCACUCGUCUGCGUUUCCACAGCGGCUCUAAUGUGGAGUGGCAGGACGUUGAGGACCUGGACUCUGGUGAGGAAGACUCUGGUGAUGAGGAGCAGUCCAGAUCUCUGAAGAGUUACGGCUCUGAGGGUCUGCGGCUGGUGGAGCAUUCAGAGAAUGUGUUGUCUGGUCAGGCUGUCCUACAGCUGACCUUUGACCCCGGGGCAUUCGGACAUGCCCCCAUGACCGCACGGUGCCAACUUGAUCACCCUUUCUAUGUCAAAAACAAAGGAUGGUCUUCAUUCUACCCAAGCUUGACUGUGGUGCAUUAUGGGAUACCGUGCUAUGAAAUGGAGGUAGGAGACGUGUGCCUGCCUCCAGGACACAGAGAUGCCAAACACACCGAGGACUCACUGGUGUUUGACACAUUCAGGAGUUAUGAUUUCACUCCUCUGGACUCCUCUGCGGUUUACGUGUUGAGCAGCAUGGCCAGACGGCGACGUGCCUCCCAGUCCAGCGGGGGAGCUGCCUCUCCAGACAGAGACACAUCACAAGAUGCUCACAGUCUCAGCCACUCUCCUCAUCAAAAGCCAACCAAAAGCCAGCAUGCCAGCGCACCUGGAGGAAAUAAUGUCACGCCUAACAAGUGCAAGCGGCCAAUGAAUGCCUUCAUGUUGUUCGCCAAGAAGUUCAGGGUGGAGUACACACAGAUGUACCCAGGCAAGGACAACAGAGCGAUCAGCGUCCUCCUUGGUGAGCGGUGGAAGAAAAUGCGAAAUGAGGAGCGGCGGAUGUUCACCAUACAGGCCAAAGCUCUCGCUGAUGAACAGAAAAGACUCAACCCAGACUGCUGGAAACGCAAACGAACCAGCUCUGGUUGUCAGGGAAAUUAGGGCUGCAGACAAGAACCAAGACAGAGCCUGCAGGAGUACACACACACACACACACAUAUACACAAAGUGACAAGAAAAAGAGAGCGAUUUGUAACCUAAUGCUACGCUUCAAUAUUAUAUUUUCUUAACAGACUUAUCUUGAUCUCCCAAAGCACAGAUCUGAUUCAAAUAUUUCAAAGAUUCUCACAAAUAUCAUCACAGUAAAGAGCAGAAUCUGCUUUUUUUUUUUAGAUGUUUAAGCUGCUCUCUGAAGAUGUCACUUUCCUCUCUUCCUUCCGCUUUUGAAAGGUGCUACAUGUCAUAUUUUAAAAUGGUAUAAAUCAUUAUCUGUUUAUGGGAUUGUAACACAUUUUUAAACAUUAUGUUUUAACGCUACAGAGCACUGUGGAGGACAUUUUUUCCCAAACAAAAUUGAAAAGCAGAAUACCAGCUAUGACUAGAGUUCAUCUCCAUGAGUGAUUUUACAGCAAUGUGACAAUAAUUUAAAAAAAAGAGAUUCGGAUCAUUUCCAGAUUCUCACCAUAUGCUUGAACCAGGUGGACCUUGAGGUGCUGUAGCUUUUUAGGUAAAGUACAGAAUGUAGCUAUUUUUCCAUAAUUAUAUAAUAAUGAAUAUACAAAGUAUUUUCUUGCCUAUAUUUGCACUCAAUGUAUUGCACAAGACUAUAUAUUUUAACUUUGCUUUCAUGUAAUUUAUCAUGUAAUAUUGAGUUAGUAUACAAAUUGACACGUAAAUUCUCAAAUAAUGGCCAAGGCUUUUAGUCUCUUCAAUACAAGAGAGAACCGGGUCUUUAUUAGAGACAGGUCGCUAUGUCUAAUUUGUAUUUCAUAAUUAUUAUUAUGAAAGUACCAUGAAAAAUACAUAGUACUGAUAGUACUGAUGGAAUUAAUCCUGUAGCAAUGCAGAAUUUACAGUGGUAAUUGCAUUUCUCCCCUUUUUCCCUUGCUUGUUUUUAUAUGGGCUCUUAUUUGAGAAUUUAUGGUAAUUAAUUAGUGGGUAUGUUACAGUAAAUUGCCAUUAUAGCUCAGGCAGCAGAAUGACAUGAGGACUUGAUUCAGAUUCGUCAGCCAUUAUUGACGCUGCUGAAGUGUCUUUGAGUGUGAGGAGCAACAGAAAAGAUAAUCUCACUGCAGGAUUUCAUAUGUAAUUGCUUGUAAUUCUUACAUCUCUAUGUGCCAUGAUGAAUUUUUAGCGGUGUGUUAUAAAAGUUUGUUUGUAUAUAAUCAAAGACACAUAAAUUUAGGUGAGGGUUCACGUCACUCACAGCUUCAUUUAAGAUGUUUCCAGAGAAAAAAAUGGCUUAUACUGACCUACAAAAUAGUGUGACAGAGAGAGAAACUAUUAAAAAAAACACAAAAACUAGUUGUUUGUCCCCGCCCCUUGACAUUUAUCUCCACCAAUGAGUUUUAGCAGGUUUAGUCUAUGUCAAAAAUAGGAAAAGAUUAUAAAACCAUUUCUAGCCACUGUCAGGCAGGUAGUGAGCACACUGAGAAAAAUAGCCUCAUUAUCAUUCUUCACAAGACCGAUCAACAGUCACUGUGAACAUUUUGUACAGUAAAAGAGGGCAGCACUAGUCAUUCAGUAGUAUUUACUUUGGAUAGAACCACGAGUGUUAGGCUUUAGAAACAUCACUUGGUUGGAUGAAAGUGUUUGUUUUGACAUGUAGGGUUAUUAUUAAUGCAGAGUGUGAAGGCAGGAUGGGGAUCUGCUUUGGUUUGACGUGCAGGUGAAAGUGAAAUUUUAACAGAAAUAGGAAAACAAAAAAUUGAAAUGCUCCCAGGGUGGGCGCUUAUACUCUCACUGCAUAACGAGGUUUGUUCCUAAUGCACUAUAUACACUUUAUCUUAUGUGACUGCUACAGUAUAAUGUGUAUUGACAAAUAUUGAUAUGAUUAUAUAGAAAUAUAUAUUUUUGGUUUUGACUUAAUCUUUGUUAACCUUUUGCAGUUGUGCAUCGAUUAUUGGACUUUUGUUUUUCUUUAAUAUCACGUCAUGUACAGGUCGAUCUUGGGAGACAAUGCAAUACAAUGUAUUAUGCUAUAAAUAAAAGCAUGAUAAAUCUUA